Messenger RNA from Naegleria fowleri, 603 nucleotides. RefSeq lists its product as uncharacterized. The transcript is spliced from 3 exons. The record is from RefSeq and is a predicted model, not a curated record. Gene Ontology annotation, molecular function: RNA binding. NCBI's taxonomy places the organism in Eukaryota, Heterolobosea, Eutetramitea, Acrasida, Naegleriidae. Bases 1 to 603 code for a protein of 200 amino acids.
AUGCCCAAAGAUACAACUCAUUCUGAAGAAGACGAAUUCUUGCAAGAGGAAGCCAGUAAAGAAGUGGUCGACGAUAUUGAAACUAUUAAAAGACGUAUGGCUGAAUUGACCGAGGAGCAUUCCAAAAUCAAGGCCAUGCAAUUCGAAAUUGAGAAGGGAUUAAGUACUGUCGGAGAGGAUCAAGAAGAAAGAGAUUCACGAUCAAUUUUUGUUGGAAACGUCGAUUAUUCGACUCUUCCAGAGGAGCUUGAAGCCAACUUCAAACAAGCUGGCGAAAUUGAGAAAAUUCUCAUCAAAUCCGAUGCCUACCAAAAUCCAAAAGGUUUUGCAUAUAUUGAAUUCAAAGAUAAAAGCUCAGUAGAAAAUGCUUUGCAAUUGAACGGAACUGAAUUUAAGGGAAGAAUUCUCAAAGUAUUACCAAAGAGAACCAACUUACCAGGCUUAAAGAGUGCACCCCCAACAAGAGGUCGUGGACGAGGUAGAGGAGGACCACCACGUGGUGGCAGCAGUAGAGGAGGAAGUAGUUACCGAGGAGGACCUCCUCGUGGCGGCCGAGGUGGUGGCAGAGGCCGUGGACGAGGACGUGGUGGAGGUCCAUAUUAA